Talaromyces proteolyticus is the source of this 1008-nucleotide messenger RNA. Its product is annotated as GTPase Rab4, small G protein superfamily. Gene Ontology annotation, molecular function: GTPase activity; GTP binding. Gene Ontology annotation, biological process: regulation of endocytosis. The annotation marks the transcript as partial. The transcript has 4 exons. The record is from RefSeq and is a predicted model, not a curated record. Gene Ontology annotation, cellular component: endosome. Lineage: Eukaryota; Fungi; Ascomycota; Eurotiomycetes; Eurotiales; Trichocomaceae.
CGGAGAUUCUCAAAUGCUUCGUCGACCUCCUCUCUGCCGGACCGAACUCAGGAGCUCGAGAGCAUGUACGACUACCUGGCGAAAGUCAUCCUGGUCGGUCCGAGUGGCACGGGAAAAUCAUGUCUUCUUCAUCGGUUCGUCAAGGACGAGUGGAGGGUCUUAUCAUCUCAAACCAUCGGGGUUGAAUUCUCGUCGAAGAUCGUGAAAGUAGGCACUGGCUCGCGCCGGAAGCGAAUCAAGCUACAGCUAUGGGAUACUGCCGGCACCGAGAGAUUCCGAUCCGUGUCGAGGUCGUAUUAUCGCGGGGCCGCGGGAGCGAUUCUGAUCUACGAUAUUUCGUCGUACAGUUCCUUUUCUGCGCUCCCGACCUUUCUCAUGGACGCUCGUGCGCUUGCGUCACCGAACCUCACCGUUCUUCUGGCUGGCAACAAAACCGAUUUGCUGGAAGAUUAUGCCGCUGAAGAUAGUGAUGACACCGAGAGACCCCCGUCCACCUCGGUUAGUGUCUCUAGUAAACAGUCAUCGUUUGCCUUCGAAUCGAGCGCCGGCUCGCUCCGUUCUGUAGCUGGACCUAGCGCGGGAACCCGAAUGACUGCAACGACUUCUCCGCAUGGCCGUGAAGUGAGUGACUUGGAGGCUUUAGAAUGGGCCCGCAAGUCGAAUAUCCCCGUGGCAGUGGAAGUCUCGGCUCUUUCGGGGUUGAAUGUGGAGGAACUGUUUACUCGACUCGCCAAAAUUAUUUUAACGAAGAUUGAGCUCGGUGAAAUCGACCCGGAUGAUCCGCAAAGCGGCAUUCAGUAUGGUGAUGGUGGAGCGUGGUCUACGGGUGGUGAUGGAGUCAGUAUCCGGAGUGGCCUGACUGUGGAAGACAAUAGUAGCCAGAUACACAAGAGGCGCAGCACAACAAGGCGACAAGGUGGAACUGGGACAUGGACAAAUGGCAGAGAAUGGGAAGCCGUUUUUCGAAUACGUGGUGGAAAUAAUAGAGGCAAUAGGGGUUGUUGCUGA